Odobenus rosmarus divergens (Pacific walrus) is the source of this 2970-nucleotide messenger RNA. It is a transcript of the gene CCNI, whose product is annotated as cyclin I. Bases 576 to 1715 code for a protein of 379 amino acids. Lineage: Eukaryota; Metazoa; Chordata; Mammalia; Carnivora; Odobenidae. Gene Ontology annotation, molecular function: cyclin-dependent protein serine/threonine kinase regulator activity. The record is from RefSeq and is a predicted model, not a curated record. The transcript has 7 exons. Gene Ontology annotation, cellular component: nucleus; cyclin-dependent protein kinase holoenzyme complex; cytoplasm. Gene Ontology annotation, biological process: mitotic cell cycle phase transition; regulation of cyclin-dependent protein serine/threonine kinase activity.
CCCCGCGAGCGGACGCGGCAGCGCCUCUGUCUCGCUUUUUCUUAUUUUCUCCCCCUUUCCCCUUCCUUUUUUUUUCCUUUUACCCUCCUUCCCCCCCUUUCACCAUUUCCCCUCGAAGACACUUCCCCCGGGCAGGGGCAGAGCCGGUCUCACUCCCCGCCUCUCCCCGGCCCCCGCCGCCCUAUGGCGAGAGGGAACCCCCUCCCCACCCGGGCACUAGCGGCGGCGGUUGGAGGAGUGGGACCGGCGGUGGCCGCGGCAGCCUCAGGUCCGGGGGAGUCAUGGAACUAAUUCGCUGACCCACCGGCCGCAGCCGUGCGUCCAGCUCGAUCGCCAGCGCCCGCGCCCCCCCCCCCGGCCCGGUUCCCCCUCUUCUCCCUCAGUCGGUCCCGUCCUUGUCCCGCGCGCCCCGCCGCCGCGCGCUGAGGAAAAUGGGGUGGUAACGGGCCCCCGGAUGACCCCGCGUCACCACUGUGAGGCCUACAGCUCCGCCGGGGAGGAGGAGGAGGAGGAGGAGGAAGAGGAGGAGAAGGUAGCUACAUCAAGCUGGGAGGCAGGCAGAUCCAGAGGAUAUCAUGAAGUUUCCAGGGCCUUUGGAAAACCAGAGAUUGUCUUUCCUGUUGGAAAAGGCAAUCUCUAGGGAAGCCCAGAUGUGGAAGGUGAAUGUGCCGAAAAUGCCUACAAAUCAGAAUGUUUCUCCAUCCCAGAGAGAUGAAGUGAUUCAGUGGCUGGCCAAACUCAAGUACCAAUUCAACCUUUACCCAGAAACAUUUGCUCUGGCUAGCAGUCUUUUGGACAGGUUUUUAGCUACUGUAAAGGCCCAUCCAAAAUACUUGAGUUGUAUUGCAAUCAGCUGUUUUUUCCUAGCUGCCAAGACUGUUGAGGAGGAUGAGAGAAUUCCAGUACUGAAGGUGUUGGCAAGAGACAGUUUCUGUGGAUGUUCUUCAUCUGAAAUUCUGAGGAUGGAGAGGAUUAUUCUGGAUAAGUUGAACUGGGAUCUUCACACAGCUACACCAUUGGAUUUUCUUCACAUUUUCCAUGCCAUUGCAGUGUCAGCUAGGCCUCAGUUACUUUUCAGUUUGCCCAAACUGAGCCCCUCUCAACAUUUGGCAGUCCUUACCAAGCAACUCCUUCACUGUAUGGCCUGCAACCAACUUCUGCAAUUCAAAGGAUCCAUGCUUGCUCUGGCCAUGGUUAGUUUGGAAAUGGAGAAACUUAUUCCUGACUGGCUUCCUCUUACAAUUGAACUGCUUCAGAAAGCACAGAUGGAGAGCUCCCAGCUGAUCCACUGUCGGGAGCUUGUGGUGCAUCACCUUUCUUCUCUGCAGUCUUCCCUGCCUCUAAAUUCCGUUUACGUCUACCGUCCCCUCAAGCACACCCUGGUGACCUGUGACAAAGGAGUGUUCAGAUUACAUCCCUCCUCUGUCGCAGGCCCAGAUUUAGAUUUCUCCAAGGACAACAGCAAACCGGAAGUGCCAGUCAGAGGUGCGGCAGCCUUCUGCCAUCAGCCCCCAGCUGCCCGUGGGUGCAAGCAUACCUCUGCUAAACGCAAAGUAGAGGAGAUGGAAGUGGAUGACUUCUAUGAUGGACUCAAACGGCUCUAUAAUGAAGAUAAUGCUUCGGAAAAUGUGGGUUCUGUAUGUGGCACUGAUUUAUCAAGGCAAGAGGGACAUGCUUCCCCUUGUCCACCUUUGCAGCCAGUUUCUGUCAUGUAGCUUCCAGUGUUACCUUCAAGUGCAAACUAAGGUAGACUACUCUGGGAAGGGGAACACGGGAAAACCAGGAAAGGCUGUAUAAGGUGUAUACCUUAGCAGGCCAAUCUGAAGUGAGCCAGAAAAAAAGCCCAUUUACUUGUGUGGCAAAUUAUAAUCAACAUUAUUUAAGCAUUUAAAGACCAAAAAAAAAAGUGUGAAAUUCAAAAGAUCCAAAUUUUUUUUAAAGUAAAAAAAAAUUUUGUAGUGUCAGUUCCAUCCUUUUCUCUGCUAAAAUGUAAUGGAGAUUGACCCAUCUCAAAGAUUCAUACUCAGUGGUUUUUUUAAAGUUCCAAAAUUCAUAGCUGGCACACACCCUGUCUCCAGCAUCCGGAUUUAAUUUUCCUCGUUUUUGCUUGCUUCUUUAUUGAAUACUGAAUGAACUUUAUGCAUGUGGAUCUGUAGCCUGACUUCCACUGAUUAGGAAACCCUCAAAAUCAUUUUUUAGCAAUUUAGUGAAUAAAUUAUUUCCGUGUGACAGCCAUGUUUAAUCCAGGAUUCAAAUUAAUCCGAAAAGCAGAAUUGCCCCAUAUGAAGGAGAGGUGGUAAUAGAAGAACGACUGGCGUGACCACACUGAUUUUGUGUUUGUCUCAUUUCGAUUCUUGGAGGUUGGAAACAAAAUUAUUGUUUUCAUUUUUGUUUAUCUUAAAUUGGAACUUAAAAGUGGCAUGUAAUUAGGACACUCUUAGAUUUGUUGAAAGCAUUUUUGACUUUUGUAUAAAAGAAUUUGGGAUAAAUAUAUCCAGGUGCUCACCAAAGAAACAUGUAACAACGACGGUUUUGGUUUUUUUGUUUUGUUUUUGGUAACUGAUCCAUUUUCACUCAUUUAUAAUCAGUAGGAGAGACUGUCUAGAUGUUGGGGCAGCUCUGUGAUUGGGGUCUGUACCGUGUAAUAACUGAAUUCAGCACCCUAGAUUUAUGUUAAGCUAUUAGUAUUUUCCUGAUGAAAGCUAUUCACCCUACCUGUAUUUCUCUUAAUGACUUCUGGAUCCUGAGCUCCCUGUGCAGUCUGAAGACGGUAUUGCAGUCAGAACCAUGUACUGAUGAUAAAAAGCCUCUGGUAGCAAUAAAAGUUGUCCUUAACCUUUGUUAUCUUUAACUUUUUUCUACUUGCAAAGUGGUACAAAUUCCUGAUUGCUAGACACUGCUAUUUCAACUACAGAAAUGAUAAAAAUCCUAAAUAUAUGACCAAAGAAAGUGAAACUUAGGAAAAGGGGA